CUUUACGUGUAUGGUAUGUUGCUCAUGUAUCCCCUACUCAGUACUAUCUUCUAUUCAUCCUCGAAUCGUGAGGGGACGGCAUCCGGGUCAGUAGUAGUCGAGCUGACUUAAAUCUGUGACAUCACAAACAUUUACGCCGCUAUAGCUACCAAUUGAACACCAUCUUUCAGCAGGUACAAAUUCAACCUGUGAUCAGUCAACGGAGUUGAGUGCUCCACUCGACUCACACUAUUGACGCUUCCGGUGUGGCGCUCUACUGCAAUGCUGGAACACGACGGCAUACUGCUCGAAUACUGCGUGGACGUUGCAGAAGACGACCUCCUACUCUACGUGGUCAAGAAGUUGCCUCAACUGACCUCCUUGGAGCCUCAUCGCUUCACAUCACGCGAUGGCGAUAGUAUGAGUAUUACCGACGUGGCUCUGCGGCUAGCAAGUCUCCCAAUUCUGCUCGUUCUGCGGGCUUAUCUGGAGUUUGGUCAUCCUUCUCGCAGCUGCGCGAAGCUGCCGCAGGGAGCAGCCGUCUUAGCACGCAAGGUCGCGCGUCCUGGUCUCGAGUUGUGGUUGCUCCAUCAUUCUGGUGGUGACGGUGCAGUCUGGUACCCAAUCCGACUCGUAGCCGAGCAAGGGGUUGACCAGGAGCCGCGAGCGGAAAUAGGCCACUUCGGUAAUGGUGAGGAAGCACCGGAGGAUCGCAAAUACGAUUUUGGCCUCCAAAGCUGUAGAAGGAUACACGUCGAAUCUCGAGUACGAAGCGCAUAUGUCAUUCGCUCGCUAUACCAUGAGACCAAACAGGGAGAGGUUUCGGUAAAUCCAGCGCGCUGCGUUGGACGUUAUGUUCUGAAUUACAUGCUCUCUGUCACCUUUGGUACCCGCACCGGGUCUGUCGCGGACCCUCUCGUCAAGAGGGCUCUUCCAUUGGGUAUGGAGUUCAUGCGACUGACAGGUGAGUCGCUCCAGAGUGUCUCCGUAAUCUCUACAGUAUUCAUCCGUCUCAAGGACCGUGGUCCAAUGCGGUCGACUUCAUCAAACCUCUCCAAUGGAUACCUACCGGUACUCGUUCGCGAGGUCGCAAGAGACUUCCUGGACGUAUACGGCGCGCCGAUGGUCCGUCUCGUCAAAGAACGCAUGGCCUCCGGCGAGGAUGUCCCCGACUGCCUCGUCAAGUCCCUGCUUGCCUUCGAGAAAGAGGAACAGUUGAGCUGGACCGACAUGUGCAUGCUCACGACCGCCUUCGCUACUGGCGGCUCGCACUGCUUGACGUCCGGGACUAUUCAAUGGUUCCUCGCAUUGAUGCCUUCCCAUUUGGACGUCCAGACCAGACCAAAGCACAUCAGGAACUGGAUCGCGUUGUAG
Rhodofomes roseus is the source of this 1353-nucleotide messenger RNA. RefSeq lists its product as uncharacterized. The coding region runs from base 262 to 1353 and encodes 363 amino acids. The transcript has 6 exons. Lineage: Eukaryota; Fungi; Basidiomycota; Agaricomycetes; Polyporales; Fomitopsidaceae. Gene Ontology annotation, molecular function: oxidoreductase activity, acting on paired donors, with incorporation or reduction of molecular oxygen; heme binding; monooxygenase activity. The record is from RefSeq and is a predicted model, not a curated record.